Molecule: messenger RNA, 3303 nt
Organism: Capsaspora owczarzaki ATCC 30864
Lineage: Eukaryota; Filasterea; Ministeriida; Capsasporidae
Product: phosphatidylinositol 3-kinase
Exons: 7
Coding region: 12-3185 (1057 amino acids)
Biological process (GO): phosphatidylinositol-mediated signaling; phosphatidylinositol 3-kinase/protein kinase B signal transduction; cell migration
Cellular component (GO): plasma membrane; cytoplasm; phosphatidylinositol 3-kinase complex
Molecular function (GO): 1-phosphatidylinositol-4-phosphate 3-kinase activity; 1-phosphatidylinositol-3-kinase activity
Source: RefSeq, a predicted model, not a curated record
GCCCGUUUGCAAUGGACGGCAGCGGCGGUGUUGUGCACGAGCGCAAGCCGUUGACGGUGAACUGCCUGAUGCCCCAUGGCCUUGUGCUCAGCGUCGAGACCAUGAACGACGUGUCCCUCGCCGAGUUCAAGGACACUGUGUGGCGCAAGGCAGCGACUCAACCGCUCGCAAAUCUGCUCAAGAAGCCCGACCAGUACGCCUUCCUCAGCGUCAAUGACGAGGGCGACAUCGAAGACCUGGUCGAGGACUCGCAACUACUGCGGGAUGUGCGCCUUUUCAAGUCGUUCAUCAAGAUUGCAGAGCGACGCGGCGGGCGCGACAAGGAAGACAAGCUCAUGGAAGCUCACAUUGCGACACUUAUUGGAUCCACCGUCAAGCACUUUGACAAUGCUGCUCUCGACGCAGAGGAAAUCCCUGCCUUCCGCAAGAACAUGAUUUCCGUCUGUCAACAAGCCAGCGAUGAACGCGCCAUGCUUCCGAAGGAACUGUUGAGCUUGGCCCCGAGUGUCGACCUCACUGAAAUUCCCGCUCACAUCAAGAGCAAGUUGAAGAGCAACGGCACUUUGUUGGUCAACGUGUGGGUGCUCAACCCCAACCACAACACGUACACAAAGUUUACGCUGCCGAUUGAGGCGGAGAGCACGCCGGAAAAGCUGGUCGUGAUGGGCUUGCGCAAGGCUGAAAAGUCGCUCAACCUGCCGUCGUCCGAGCCUGCCGAGCAUGCCAUGAAAGUCCGCGGCCGACAAGAGUACCUCUUUGGCAGCUAUCGGCUGAUUGACUACACACAUGUGCGCAUGUGCCUGGCCAAGGACCUGUCCCUUGACCUGACGCUGAUCAAGCGCGAGGAUGUGCUGGCCACCAUUCCUGAGACCACCUUCCAGCUGCCGUCCUGGUACACCCAUGCUUCCGUGCGCGCCCCCGUCGUUUGGCAAGACGACAAUCUGGACAUGUCUUCCAAGGUUCGUAUCAAGAUUGUUGGCUCUGGCAACAUUAAUGCUGGAAAUGUGGACGGCUUGUACAUCAAAGCGGGCCUGUAUCACGGCGGUCAGCCAAUUUGCCCAACCCAGCGAACGGCAGCGGUCGCCCCAGUCGCUGAUCCGACCUGGAAUGAAGAGCUCGUCUUUGAUAUCUCUCUUGAGGAUGUUCCCAGGGAUACCCGAGUUUGCGUCACGAUUCACGGAAUGUGGAACACGCAAGUGACGGAGAAGGACAUCCGCCGCCCGAGUGUGUCGGUGCACGAGCUGCUUCGACCCAAGGCGACUGUCAACGAUACCAUUUCCCUGUAUGCCUCCAAGCGCGAAAACCGCGUGACCAUGGCGUGGGUCAACUGCACGCUCUUUGAUUUCAAGGGCGACUUGCGUGGCGGAGAGAUGACCCUGUCGUGCUGGCCGUGUGAUCCCGACAAGGCGCAAGACAGCGGAAACCCGAUCGGCACAACCCUUCCGAAUCCCGACCGCAACACGGCUCCGUUCAUCAACUGCGCAUUCACCAACGUCGACAAGCCGACACCCGUCCCUCCAAGCACCGUGUCGCCGCAGUUGGCUGCUGAGCUGGCCGAGAUCAAGCAAAACAAGCCAGUGCCCGAGCCCGCCAUCGCCAAAGAUGCAGAGCGCCUGCAGAAGAUUGUCACGCGUGAUCCCCUCGCGCGCAUGACCAAGAAGGACAAGGCGCUGGUCUGGAAGUAUCGACUUUACCUCCGAAAGGACGCGAAAGCUCUCCCCAAGUUCAUCCGCUCAGUUCCCUGGAACAAGUACGAGCUUGUGGCCCAAGCACAUGCUCUGCUCGAAGUGUGGGAGCGACCCACCGCGGAGGAUGCCCUUGAGCUGCUCGAUUCUGAGUUUGCCGACGCGCGCGUGCGAGCUUACGGCGUCGCUUGCCUGGACAAGCUGAGCGAUGACAAGGUCAUGACCUACCUCUCCCAGCUCGUUCAAGUCCUCAAGUACGAGCCUUACUUUGACUGUGAGCUUGCACGCUACCUGCUGCGCCGGGCGCUCCGCAACCAGCGCAUCGGCCACUUUUUCUUUUGGUACUUGCGCGCCGAGAUGCACCUGCCUGACGUGGCUGCGCGCUUUGCGCUCCUGAUCGAGGCGUACUGCCGUGGCUGCGGCAGCCACAUGAGCAUGCUCGCCCGUCAAGUCAACGCGAUGGACAAGCUGGAGGGCAUUGCCAACCUGAUCAAGCGCAAGGAUCUGGACACACGCGAAAAGAAGUUGACUCUGCUUCGUGCCGAAAUCACCUCGACCACGCUCCCGACUUUCCAGACGCCGCUCAAUCCAACGGUCGUCGUGCGCAAGCUGAUUCCCGAAAAGUGCUCGUUCAUGGACAGCAAAAAGUUGCCACUGUGGCUCGUGUUUGAGAACGACGAUCCCGACGGCGAGGACGUUUACAUUAUCUUCAAGGUCGGCGAUGACUUGCGACAGGACAUGCUCACGCUGCAGAUGAUUGCCCUCAUGGACAACCUGUGGCAGAGCGAAGGACUCGAUUUGCGCAUGAUCCCGUACGGCUGCCUGUCCACGGGUGACAAUACCGGCAUGAUCGAGGUGGUGAUGAACUCGAACACGGUUUGCAACAUUCAGAAGGACAAGGGAGGUGGCGCGCACGGAGCCUUCAAGGACGACCCGCUCUACAAGUGGCUGGUUGAGAAAAACCCGGACGAAAAGGCCACCGAGCGUGCUGUGGAAAUGUUCAUGCUUUCGUGCGCGGGCUAUUGCGUAGCCACCUACGUGCUCGGCAUUGGCGAUCGCCACAACGACAACAUCAUGAUGAACAAGAGCGGACAGCUCUUCCACAUUGAUUUCGGCCACUUCCUCGGCAACUUCAAGUCCAAGUUUGGUGUCAAGCGCGAGCGCGUCCCGUUCGUCCUCACCCCAGACUUUGUCUAUGUCAUGUCUCAAAAGGAAGGCACCAAGGGCGAGCGCUUCCUGCGCUUUACCGAUCUCUGCGAAAAGUCGUAUCUCAUUCUGCGUCGCCAUGCCAACUUGUUUAUCAAUCUGUUUGCCAUGAUGAUGUCGACUGGCAUUCCGCAACUGAGCUGCUCGGAUGAUAUCAACUACCUUCGAGACGCUCUGCGGCUUGGCUCGUCAGAUGAGGCAGCGGCCAUCGAGUUCCGAAAGAAGAUUGACGAAGCGCUCGCCAAGUGCUGGAGCACCCGUCUGAACUGGACCAUCCACGGCAUGGUGCACUGAACACUGGAGGUGGUUGUGUCAUCGUUUAGUGCUGGAUGCUGCUCGUGUAUUGUUGAUAAAUAAUUCAAGUGCAUGGUUUCUGAGUUUGGAAUCGCAUCAACCUCGUCAUCACUUCUGC